AUGUUCCCCCUCUUCAUUGCAUUAGCUUCUAUCUUCGCAGCCGCUUCGCUUCGCUGGUGGUUAGAACGAGUUUCUGUUAACCAUGUCAAGGGACCACCAUCUCCGUCUUUCUGGCUAGGCCAUCAGCGUGUCCUUCGCAGUCAAGAUGAAUUUGGCAAUGUCGAAACGAAAUGGUGCAGGGAAUAUGGCGCCAUCUACCGUAUCAAAGGCUGUUUUGGUGAUGUCCAUCGCCGUCAACGCAAGAUCCUGAAUCCGGCAUUCUCUCCUGCUAAUCUGCGGAAUUUUCUGGUUAUAUUUCAGCAGUGUAGCGAUAAGGUUGUAAACGCUAUCAGAAGAGCUACUUUUACUGGUGAACCAAUCGAUGUUGUCCAUUGGAUGAGCAAGGUCUCUCUCGAUAUAAUUGGUCUAAGCGCUUUUCGAUACGAUUUCGGUUCACUGGAUGGUCGGGAUACUGAGUUACAGAAAGCCUUGAAGCACCUAUUAACGGCCUCGUGGCAGUCCGAUCCAUCAGCACUAGAGCUCAUGGCCGUAGCCCUGAUACGAAUACUUCCAAAUUCAGCCUUGAAAAAUUUGAAGUUGGUUUCGACCCGGGGAACUCACCAGCUGGCCAGCGUAGCAGAAGCAGCGAGAAAAGUAGCUCGAGAGAUCUUGGCCACCCAGGCUGAGUUCGGGGUGCAGCACGAGUCGGACAAGGACCUUGUUGAUAUUCUAUGUAAGUCCACAAAAACGUUCUUAAUUGCGGGACAUGAGACAACAGCUACGACUCUGUCCUGGCUGUUGUAUGAACUUGCCGCACAUCCCGACCAUCAAUCCAUAAUACGUGAAGAAGUAAAGCAUUCCAAUCAUGGCGACUAUGACUCUCUGCCAUUUUUGAACGCUGCAAUCAAAGAAACCCUUCGUCUCCAUCCCUUCUUACAUACACCUAUACGUGCUGCUCCUCAUGACGACAUUCUGCCUCUUUCGGGGUCUAAAACACUGGCAAUUCCCAAAGGGCAGACUCUCCUCUGUUCCGUGUACUUGUACAACCGCCUCCCAUCCAUCUGGAACGCCGACGCAGAAGAAUGGAACCCGGCCCGCUUCCUCGAAAAGAGUAUCCCUAUGUCGUUGGGAGUGUAUGCCAAUUUGAUGACGUUCAGUACUGGCUCUCAUUCGUGCAUCGGGUGGCGAUUUGCGGUCAUGGAGAUGCAAACGGUUCUAGCGAACCUCAUCCAAAACUUUGAAUUCAGUUUGCCCGAGGGCGUGGUAAUACAGCAGUUCCCCAAUGCGCAAGCGAUUGUGCCUGUUGUGAAGGGCGAAGCGCAUUUGGGUUCUCGGGUCCCUUUGAGAAUUAAGAGUUUGGAGUAG
This is a messenger RNA of Guyanagaster necrorhizus, 1344 nucleotides long. RefSeq names its product cytochrome P450. The record is from RefSeq and is a predicted model, not a curated record. NCBI's taxonomy places the organism in Eukaryota, Fungi, Basidiomycota, Agaricomycetes, Agaricales, Physalacriaceae. Bases 1 to 1344 code for a protein of 447 amino acids. Gene Ontology annotation, molecular function: iron ion binding; heme binding; monooxygenase activity. The transcript is spliced from 13 exons.